Messenger RNA from Chiloscyllium plagiosum (whitespotted bambooshark), 2829 nucleotides. NCBI's taxonomy places the organism in Eukaryota, Metazoa, Chordata, Chondrichthyes, Orectolobiformes, Hemiscylliidae. The record is from RefSeq and is a predicted model, not a curated record.
AUUUUGAUUCCACCCCCCUCCGUAUGAUGACGUACACAACCACCUGAAGAAGGAGCAGCGGUUGGAAUGUUACCGCGUUCAAACAAACCUGGUGUUGUGUGACUUUUAACUUUGUACACCCGAGUGCAACACCGGCAUCUCUAAAUCGUAGUUUAUCGGUGACCUCACGUAUCACCCCCGCCCCCUUGUUGCAACAACGUCACGUCUCGGAGACAUCACACUAGCCCCCGCCUCUGUGCGGUGACGUCAGGUAUCUUCGACGUCACAUUGACCCCCGCCCCGCUGUGACGCGAGGUGGCCUGUGAUGUCAGAGGGCAUAGCCGCGUCAGCCGGGAAGAUGGUCGAACUGAGCCGGUGUCCGAGCGGAAGGUGGAAGGUGUGGUGAGAGCACGGAGCCGCUCCGGUCCGACAGCAAUGGUGCUACUCUUGACUCUCCUUCUGCUGCAGUGUGGGUUGGCUCGCGCUGCUGGUCCAACUUACAUAUCUGAAUAUUACUCUCAAACUCCUCAAAAACUUUCCUUGUACAGCUGGUAUGGAAAUGCACGUCUGUUUGUCUUCCAAGUGCCAGAAAAUACAGUGCUCUUAAAGUGGAUUUUGCAAGCCUCGAAAGGAAAAGGGCCAGAGUGCCAAAAUACUAACAUUACUGUCUAUUUUCGGGCAGGCGCCCCACCAGUAAUCAAUCCAUUACAAACCAAGUUUGGCAUAGACACUGUUGUUCUUCCUUCAUUCAACCUCACUAUCCCAUUGACAUCUGCAGUGCAGAGUAGUACGACUUUAAAUAUUUCUAAUCCUGUUUCGGGUGAUUGGUUUGUAGCUGCACAUCUACCAAAAGAUGAUGGUAAAAUUGAAGUGAAGGGCUUCUCGACUAAAUGUUCCUACAUAUUUCAACCUCAGAUGCUUGUUCAACGAUUGAUUAAUGUGCCUGUUCUUGAACCAAGCACUUCACUUGCACUGAUGCUUUCUUCUGUUGAUCAGGUUUCACACUUGAAAAUUUUUAUUCCUGAGCACACUGUGGAACUGACCAUUCAUCUUAAAAACUGUGCUGUCGACACACGACCAGUGGAGUCUUGUCCUGUCUUCCUGUUAAUAGGAUCAAAUGCAUUACCUAACUCUCACUUGAAGAUUGUAAAUUGCAGUGAAAGUUUAGUUUGCAGAGAAACACUGGAUUCUCCACCAUGGAUGAAAUGGAUGCAACUCACUGUUGAAAGUAGCAACCCUAACUGGACCAUCACCUUUGAGAUUGAAGCUUAUUUAACAGUAUGUGAACCUGUCAAUGCUGGAUCCUUUCUUACUUUGUUUAAUAACUACACUCUAUCAAGUAAUGGUACAGUCAUCAAAAAUCCAGAUAUGUUGGGAGUGUACGUAAAACCAAAUAACACUGAACUAAAUAGCGGUGGCAUUUCAUGUUUUCGUAAUCAGCCAGUUCUUCGAGAAGAUGUGGAUGUUGUCUCUGUGAGAUUUUUUGUUUUGAAUGGACCGGAUACUCCUCUGACCUCUGAAUAUCCAAUAAUUCUUCUGCUGAACUUGAAUACAGGAAGGGACAACGGUGGAACCAUCAUGUUGAAUUUGCAAUUAAACAAGACUUCAUUGUCCAAUGAAAAUGCAACCGUGUUUGCCUGUUUAAGUGCUGGGUCUCCUGUGAUGUCCCUAGAUGUCAAUUCCCUAAGCUGCGGAGAAGCUUUAUCUUGGGGAUACUUGCUUAAAAUGAAUUCUUCAGUAUUAUCAAGAUCUCUUCAAGUUCCUUACCCAGAAACUGAUCAUUGGUAUCUCACUUUGCAAAUCCUUUGCUCCAGUCAUAAAAGCAAUCAAACCUGUGGCAAGGUUUCUGCUCUGGUAACUGUAUCAGCUAUUUUGAAUCCCUGUGUUGGGGAUUGUGGUGUAUAUGGAGAGUGCAGACUUCUUCAAACUCAUGGAUAUCUUUAUGCUGCAUGUGUUUGCAAAGCCGGCUGGAAUGGAUGGAGCUGUACAGAUGAUACCAAUGCUCAGUCAUAUAGCCGGCAAUUGCUGGCAACACUCUUGUUAAGUUUGAGUAAUCUCAUGUUCAUCCCACCGAUUGUGGUUGCUGUUCAUCGCUAUUAUUUUGUAGAAGCUUCCGUGUAUUUCUUCACCAUGUUUUUUUCAACGUUUUAUCAUGCAUGUGAUCAACCUGGAAUUGCUGUCAUGUGCAUUAUGGAAUAUGACACACUGCAAUACUGUGAUUUCCUUGGUUCGGUUGUAUCUGUGUGGGUUACAAUUCUGUGUAUGGCGAGGUUAAGAUCCCUCCUUAAAUAUGUACUUUUUAUUCUUGGUUCCUUAUUGAUUGCCAUGUCAAUGCAACUGGACCGCCGCGGUCUUUGGAACUUAUUGGGCCCAUGCCUUGUUGCCCUGUGCAUCAUGAUAACUGCAUGGGUGUUUCGUGGCGUGAAGCGACGCCAUUGUUAUCCUCCAACAUGGAAACGCUGGGUGUUUUUCUUGUUACCAGGAAUAGGUGCAGCAUUAAUUGCUAUUGCUGUGUAUGGAUUUCUGGAAACAAAGGAGAACUACUACUAUACACAUAGCAUUUGGCAUAUUCUCGUAGCAGGAAGUGUGGUGUUUUUGUUACCACCAGGUGGAUUAAUAGCUAAAACAAUUGAGAAGUCAACUUCCAAUCAGGCCAUAUUCACAGCAGGCAACCAGCUACCCUAGCUACUGGACCAAAAGGUUACAUUAUGUCUUGUUCAGAAUACUUAGUGCUAUCAGGUAGUUCUGCUAGCUUUUAACUCUCUCCAAGGAACAGUACACUCUUUAAACACAUGACCCUAACAUACCGAUAACUUUAAUCUAAGUUCGCCUUAACUUCAAAACAUUAAA